Messenger RNA from Tachyglossus aculeatus (Australian echidna), 2273 nucleotides. It is a transcript of the gene CCNT1, whose product is annotated as cyclin T1. Gene Ontology annotation, biological process: positive regulation of DNA-templated transcription, elongation; regulation of transcription by RNA polymerase II. Gene Ontology annotation, molecular function: cyclin-dependent protein serine/threonine kinase activator activity. The coding region runs from base 87 to 2273 and encodes 728 amino acids. Gene Ontology annotation, cellular component: cyclin/CDK positive transcription elongation factor complex; nucleus. Lineage: Eukaryota; Metazoa; Chordata; Mammalia; Monotremata; Tachyglossidae. The transcript has 9 exons. The record is from RefSeq and is a predicted model, not a curated record.
UCCCUCCCUCCGUCCCUCACCGGCUGAGGUACUCGUCGUCGUCGUCGUCGUCGCCGCCGCCGGCGCCGCCGCCCGGGUGAAGCGCGAUGGAGGGGGCCUCGGCCGGGCGGUGGUACUUCAGCCGGGAGCAGCUGGAGAAGAGCCCGUCCCGCCGCGCCGGGCUCGACCCGGACAAGGAGCUGUCCUACCGGCAGCAGGCGGCCAAUCUGCUGCAGGACAUGGGCCAGCGCCUCAACGUUUCCCAGCUGACCAUCAACACCGCUAUCGUGUACAUGCACCGCUUUUAUAUGGUCCAGUCCUUCACCCAGUUCCAUCGCAACACGGUGGCCCCGGCAGCCCUGUUCCUAGCGGCUAAAGUAGAGGAGCAGCCCCACAAGCUGGAGCACGUGAUCAAGGUGGCCCACGCCUGUCUUCACUCCCAGGAAACACUGCCCGACACGCGGAGCGAGGCUUACCUGCAACAAGCCCAAGACCUGGUCAUUCUAGAGAGCAUAAUACUGCAAACCCUGGGCUUCGAGAUCACCAUCGACCACCCGCACACCCACGUGGUGAAGUGCACACAGCUUGUGCGAGCGAGCAAGGAUUUAGCCCAGACAUCGUACUUCAUGGCAACUAACAGCCUGCACUUGACCACGUUCAGCCUGCAAUACACCCCGCCCGUCGUGGCCUGCGUCUGCAUCCACCUGGCCUGCAAGUGGUCCAACUGGGAGAUCCCCGUGUCCACGGACGGCAAGCACUGGUGGGAGUACGUGGACGUCACCGUCACCCUGGAGCUCCUGGACGAGCUGACACACGAGUUCCUGCAGAUCUUGGAGAAGACCCCCAAUCGCCUCAAGCGUAUCCGCAACUGGAGGGCCUGCCAGGCGGCCAAGAAAUCCAAGGCGGACGAGCCCGGGAAGGACAAUGGCCUCUCGGAGCAGACGAUCCUGAGCAUGAUCUCCCGGAGCUCGUCGGACGUGGCGGUGGCGGGCCUGAUGAGCAUGUCGGCCGCCUCGGCCGCGCCCGCCCCGCCCGCCGGGCCGGAGGACUGCGCCCCGGACCCGCUGCCGGGCGACCGCUGGGCCCCGGGGCACGCGUCCGCCAAGCUGGAGGCCGCCCAGGGGCACCGGCCGGCCGAGGGCCUGGCCCUCCUCGGGCCGGAGCCCGGCCUGGCGCCGGACGGCGUGGCGGCCUUCCUCGCGCAGAAGCCGGGCGGCAAGGGGACCCCGGCGGCCAAGGUGUCCCUGAAGGAGUACCGGGCCAAGCACGCGGAGGAGCUGGCGGCCCAGAAGCGGCAGCUGGAGAACAUGGAGGCCAACGUUAAGUCGCAGUACGCCUACGCGGCCCAGAACCUCCUGGUCCAGCAGCAGAGGGAGCGCGAGGCCCAGCAGGACGACCGCCCGCCGCCCGCGGACAGGGCCGUCCUCAAGGCCAGGCCCCCUCCGGCGGCCGCGGGCGACAGAGCUCUCCCCUCGAGACCCGACGAGAUCAAGAUGCGCAUCAAGGUCCACGCGGCCGCGGCGGCGGCGGCCGACAAGCACGGGCCCGCGGACGAGGGCGGCGGCGGCAAGAGCCGGGAGCACAAGGAGAAGCACAAGAGUCACGCGUCCAACCACCAUCACCAUCACCACCACCACCACCACCAUCACCACAACCACCAGGCCCACAAACACUUGCACGGCCAGCCCGGGGCCGGGAGCAAGCGGCCCCCGGACCCCAAGCACGGCGGCCAGCCGGCCGCCCCGGCCCACAAAGGCUACGGCCCGUCCGGCGCCGCCGCCGCCGCCGCCCCCGCCUGCUCCUCCUCCUCCUCCUCCUCCUCCUCGUCGGCCUCCGGCUCCGGUCGCAAGCGGCCCCUCCCCGAGGACCUGGCCGUGGCCUACGAGGUCCCAGCCAAGACCAGCAAGUCGGCCCCUCUGACCUUCCCCUUCCCCCAGCUCCCGUCCGUGCCCCAGCUGGCCGCCCACAGCGUGGACGCCGGCGGCCUUCCCUUCGCCCCGGCCGGCUGCAAGGCCCGGGCCGCCCACGUCAAGGCGGACAAGGGCCCCGCGGGGGCCAACGGGCACAGCGCCCCUCAGCCCAUCGAUUACCAGGACACCGUGAACAUGCUCCACUCGCUGCUCAGCGCCCAGGGAAUGCAGCCCAGCCAGCCCCCCGCCUUCGACUUCCUCCACUCGUACGGCGAGUACCUGGCUCCCCGGGCCGGCGGGGUCCCCGCCCGGGCCUCCGACAAGCCCCGGCCGCCCCCCCUCCCCUCGGAACCGCCCCCGCCCCUGCCGCCGCUCCCCAAGUGA